AUGGUAGUGAAAGUUUUUGGUCCAAUUAGAGCAGCCUGCCCCCAGAGGGUUAUGGCUUGUCUUUUGGAGCUCGGAGUCGAGUUUGAGGUUGUGCCUGUUGAUCUUCAAGCAGGAGAGCAGAAGCAACCUCACAUUCUUGCUCGACAGCCAUUUGGGCAAGUUCCAGCAAUCGAAGAUGGCAAUUUCAAGCUUUUUGAAUCUAGAGCUAUUGUAAGAUACUAUGCAGCCAAGUAUGCAGCCCGUGGUCCUAACCUGUUGGGAAAGACAUUGGAGGAGAAGGCUCUGGUGGACCAAUGGCUCGAAGUCGAAUCACAUAACUUCAACGAUUUGGUUUUCACUGUGGUGCUUCAACUUAUGAUCCUUCCCAGCAUGGGCGAACAUAGCGACUUUGCAUUGGUGCGCUCUUGUGAAGAAAAACUGAAAAAGGUAUUCGAUGUGUAUGAGGAGAGACUUUCAAAGAGCACCUAUCUAGCCGGAAGCUACUUUAGUUUGGCCGAUCUGAGCCAUCUUCCGGCAAUACGGUUUCUGGUUGACGAGUUCAAAAUGGGACAUUUGGUCACGGAAAGGAAGAAUGUCAAUGAUUGGUGGAAAGAUAUUUCCAACAGGCCUGCAUGGAAGAAACUUAUGAAGCUUGCUCAGUAUUAG
Messenger RNA from Argentina anserina (silverweed cinquefoil), 645 nucleotides. Its product is annotated as glutathione S-transferase F11-like. The transcript is spliced from 3 exons. Gene Ontology annotation, molecular function: glutathione transferase activity; glutathione binding. Gene Ontology annotation, biological process: glutathione metabolic process. The coding region runs from base 1 to 645 and encodes 214 amino acids. Gene Ontology annotation, cellular component: cytoplasm. NCBI's taxonomy places the organism in Eukaryota, Viridiplantae, Streptophyta, Magnoliopsida, Rosales, Rosaceae. The record is from RefSeq and is a predicted model, not a curated record.